Plasmodium gonderi is the source of this 1242-nucleotide messenger RNA. RefSeq names its product tryptophan-rich antigen. NCBI's taxonomy places the organism in Eukaryota, Apicomplexa, Aconoidasida, Haemosporida, Plasmodiidae. The coding region runs from base 1 to 1242 and encodes 413 amino acids. The transcript is spliced from 2 exons. The record is from RefSeq and is a predicted model, not a curated record.
AUGGAUUCAACUGAGAAUGUUCCCCAGUGUGCUGUAAAAAAUGUAUUUACUUCAUUUAGUCCAAAACCAAGUAGUUCUACCCUAGCAGCAAAUUUAGAUGAAAAAUUUGCGUAUUUGUUUGCUACUUUUGUUUUACCCCUUAUAUAUUUUUUUUUAAAUUAUAUAUUCUCGAGGUCAAAUAGGUGCGCAAUCGAAUGGGUAAAACGAAAACAGGAAAAUGAUGAAAGUGAGGAGGAUAGCGACGAAUAUUAUGACACAAGUGAAGGCGAAGAAAACCCGAAUGAAAAAGAAUUUGAGGGAAAAGAAAAACACUUAAAAGAAGAGGGUACAAAAAAUACAGGGAAACCAGUAAUAGAAGAAGGUAAAUGUAUAAAUAAGUCGGAUUUAACAGGAAUGCCAGAGGAUGAAGAUGAGUUAGAAGAAUGGAAAAGCAACAAAUGGAAGAAAUUUAUGAGUAAUCUUGAAGACGAAUGGCACCUUUUAAAUUUGUGGAUAGAGGGAGAAAAAAAAAAAUGGAUUGAGAGUAAGGACAAAGAAUUAGAAAAAUGGUUGAAAGAAAUAGAAAACAAUUUGAUGCAAUCAGAUACCAUAAAAAAAGAAUAUCAACAUGAGUUUUUGAACAAUUCUUUAGAAAAUAUUGAUGAAGGUCAAAUAAAAAAACAAUUAAAAAGUGAAAUAAAAAGCUAUAUAUAUAAAAACUGGAAAUAUUGGUUAGGAGAAAAUGAGUCUCAUUUACACACAUGGCUAAUAAAACAAUGGACACAAUGGAAAAAAAAACAAUUACAUAACUUUAAAAUGAAUGAAUGGAAAUAUGAAGAAGACAAAUACUGGAAUGAAUGGGAAAAAAACCAAACCAUGAAAUGGUUAUAUUUUAAUGAGAACAGAAAAUAUAAUAUAUGGAAAAAUCGAAUUGCUAACGAAAAAAAAGAAUGGGAUAAUUGGGUAAAAAUUAAGGAGGAAUCAGUUAUAUACAAUAAACAUAAAAAAUGGACUCAAUGGAUAAAACGAAAAAAACCUAUUAUUAUUAAAUGGAUUGAAUCAAUUGCCGAUAAAUGUGUAGAAGAUGAAAAAUGGAGAACAUUCAUUAAUGAAGAAUAUGAUGAAUUUACACAAGAUGAGUAUAUGGAAAUAAAAGAAAUACCAAAGAAAAAAAAUGUAAUAAACAAAUUUAAAAGUAAAAAAAAAGGUCUGAAUUCCAUUUUUGUAAAUUAUGAAAAUAAACUCCCUGCAAUAGAAGAAUAA